CAGCCGCGCGGCCGCCCUGCCGAACCACCCCCCAACCCCGCGCCGCGGUGGCCGCGGCGGCGGCGGCGGCGCAUCCCGCACAUCGCGUAGCGCGCACCGCGCGCACCCAGCCCGCCCCGCCGCUCCCGCCGCCCUCGCCGCCGUCUCCUCCUCAGGCGCCUGUCGCGGCCGGUUCUGCCUAGACCAGCUUCUCGUGGACCAGCAUUGCCAGCUAACAGAAGGCUGUGAGUCUGCAUCUCGGCCCAUCCAUCCUUCUCCUUAUUCCCAUGAUGAGUUCACCAGUGCGGUCCGAUGGGGUGGCUGGACGAGAGCAGCUCUUGGCUCAGCAGAGAAUGCACAGUAUGAUCAGCUCAGUCGAUGUGAAGUCAGAGGUUCCUGUGGGCCUGGAGCCCAUCUCGCCUUUAGACCUAAGAACAGACCUCAGGAUGAUGAUGCCCGUGGUGGACCCUGUUGUCCGUGAGAAGCAACUGCAGCAGGAGUUACUCCUGAUCCAGCAACAGCAGCAGAUCCAGAAGCAGCUUUUGAUCGCGGAGUUUCAGAAGCAGCAUGAGAACUUGACACGGCAGCACCAGGCUCAGCUUCAGGAGCACAUCAAGUUGCAACAGGAACUUCUAGCCAUAAAACAGCAGCAAGAACUGCUAGAAAAGGAGCAGAAACUGGAGCAGCAGAGGCAAGAACAGGAAGUAGAGAGGCAUCGCAGAGAACAGCAGCUUCCUCCUCUCAGAGGCAAAGAUAGAGGACGAGAAAGGGCAGUGGCAAGUACAGAAGUAAAGCAGAAGCUUCAAGAAUUCCUGUUGAGUAAAUCAGCAACAAAAGACACUCCAACUAAUGGAAAAAAUCAUUCCGUGAGCCGCCAUCCCAAGCUCUGGUACACGGCUGCCCACCACACGUCACUGGAUCAAAGCUCUCCACCCCUGAGUGGAACGCCUCCAUCCUACAAAUACACAUUACCUGGAGCACAAGAUGCAAAGGAUGAUUUCCCCCUUCGAAAAACUGCCUCUGAGCCCAACUUGAAGGUGCGGUCCAGGUUAAAACAGAAAGUGGCAGAGAGGAGAAGCAGCCCCUUACUCAGGCGGAAGGAUGGAAAUGUUGUCACUUCAUUCAAGAAGCGAAUGUUUGAGGUGACAGAAUCUUCAGUCAGUAGCAGUUCCCCAGGAUCUGGUCCCAGUUCACCAAACAAUGGUCCAACUGGAAAUAUUACUGAAAAUGAGACUUCAGUUUUGCCACCUACUCCUCAUGCUGAAAAAAUGGUUUCACAGCAACGCAUUCUAAUUCACGAAGAUUCCAUGAACCUGCUCAGUCUUUAUACCUCUCCCUCUUUGCCCAACAUCACCCUGGGUCUUCCAGCAGUGUCAACCCAGCUCAAUGCUUCAAAUUCACUCAAGGAAAAACAGAAGUGUGAGACCCAGACUCUCAGGCAAGGUGUUCCUCUGCCUGGGCAGUACGGGGGCAGCAUCCCGGCGUCUUCAAGCCAUCCCCAUGUUACUUUGGAGGGAAAGCCCAACAGCAGCCACCAAGCUCUCCUGCAGCAUCUGUUAUUGAAAGAACAAAUGCGACAGCAAAAACUUCUUGUGGCUGGUGGAGUUCCCUUACAUCCUCAGUCUCCCUUGGCAACAAAAGAGAGAAUUUCACCCGGCAUUAGAGGUACCCACAAAUUACCCCGACACAGACCCCUGAAUCGAACCCAGUCUGCACCUUUGCCUCAGAGCACCUUGGCUCAGCUGGUCAUUCAGCAGCAGCACCAGCAGUUCUUGGAGAAGCAGAAGCAAUACCAGCAGCAGAUCCACAUGAACAAGCUGCUUUCGAAAUCUAUUGAACAACUGAAGCAACCAGGCAGUCACCUCGAGGAAGCGGAGGAAGAGCUCCAGGGGGACCAAGCGAUGCAGGAAGACAGAGCGCCCUCUAGUGGCAGCAGCGCUAGGCGCGACAGCAGCGCUUGUGUGGACGACACAGUGGGACAAGCUGGUGCUGUGAAGGUGAAGGAGGAGCCCGUGGACAGUGAUGAAGAUGCUCAGAUCCAGGAAAUGGAAUCUGGGGAGCAGGCUGCUUUUAUGCAACAGCAGUCCUUCUUGGAGCCCCAGCACACACGUGCAGUCUCGGUGCGCCAGGCUCGGCUGGCUGCUGUGGGCAUGGAUGGAUUAGAGAAAGAGCGUCUGGUCUCCAAGACCCACUCCUCCCCCACAGCCUCCGCCUUACCUCACCCAGCAAUGGACCGCCCCCUCCGGCCCGGCUCUGCAACUGGAAUCGCCUAUGACCCUUUGAUGCUGAGACACCAGUGCGUUUGUGGCAAUUCCACCACCCACCCUGAGCAUGCUGGAAGAAUACAGAGCAUCUGGUCACGGCUGCAAGAAACUGGGCUGCUAAAUAAAUGUGAGCGAAUUCAAGGUCGAAAAGCCAGCCUGGAGGAAAUACAGCUUGUUCAUUCUGAACAUCACUCACUGUUGUAUGGCACCAACCCCCUGGACGGACAGAAGCCGGACCCCAGAACACUCCUAGGUGACUCCUCUCAAAAGUUUUUUUCUUCAUUACCAUGUGGUGGACUUGGGGUGGACAGUGACACCAUUUGGAAUGAGCUGCACUCGUCCGGCGCCGCACGCAUGGCUGUUGGCUGUGUCAUCGAGCUGGCUUCCAGAGUGGCCUCCGGAGAGCUGAAGAAUGGAUUUGCUGUGGUGAGGCCCCCAGGCCAUCAUGCUGAGGAAUCCACAGCCAUGGGGUUCUGCUUUUUUAAUUCAGUUGCAAUUACCGCCAAAUACUUGAGAGACCAACUAAAUAUAAGCAAGAUAUUGAUUGUAGAUCUGGAUGUUCACCAUGGAAAUGGUACACAGCAAGCCUUUUAUGCUGACCCCAACAUCCUGUAUGUUUCACUCCAUCGCUAUGAUGAAGGGAACUUUUUCCCUGGCAGUGGAGCCCCAAAUGAGGUUGGAACAGGCCUUGGAGAAGGAUACAAUAUAAAUAUUGCCUGGACAGGUGGCCUUGAUCCCCCCAUGGGAGAUAUUGAGUACCUUGAAGCAUUCAGAACUGUAGUGAAGCCUGUGGCCACAGAGUUUGAUCCAGACAUGGUCCUGGUUUCUGCUGGAUUUGAUGCAUUAGAAGGCCAUGCUCCUCCUCUGGGAGGGUACAAAGUGACAGCAAAAUGCUUUGGUCAUUUGACGAAGCAGUUGAUGACACUGGCUGAUGGACAUGUGGUGUUGGCUCUAGAAGGAGGACAUGAUCUCACAGCCAUCUGCGAUGCAUCAGAAGCCUGUGUAAAUGCCCUUCUAGGAAAUGAGCUGGAGCCACUUGCAGAAGAUGUCCUCCACCAAACUCCAAAUAUGAAUGCCGUCAUUUCUCUACAGAAGAUCAUUGAAAUUCAAAGCAAAUACUGGAAGUCGCUAAGGAUGGCGGCGAUGCCAAGGGGCUGUGCCCUGGCUGGGGCUCAGCUGCAAGAGGAGACAGAGACUGUUUCUGCCCUGGCCUCCCUGACGGUGGAUGUCGAACAGCCGUUUGCUGAAGAAGACAACAGAACUGCUGGUGAGCCUAUGGAAGAGGAGCCAGCCUUGUGAAGGGCCAAGUCCUCCCCACCCCCACCCCGAUAUUUCCUGUGUGUGACAUCAUUGUGUAUCCCCCCACCACCCCAGCACCUUCAGACAUGUCUUGUCUGCUGCCUGGGUGGCACAGAUUCGAUGGAACAUAAACACUGGGCACAGAAUUCUGAACAGCAGCUUCACUUGUUCUUUGGAUGGACUUGAAAGGGCAUUAAGGAUUCCUUAAAAGUAACCGCUGUGAUUCUAAAGUUACAGUAAACCACGGCUGGAAGAAACUGCUUCCAGCAUGCUUUUAAUAUGCUGGGCAACCCACUCCCAGGCCCAGAGUAUGAACCAGAAACAUGCAACACAGCACUAGAUACUGUUAAUUACAGAUGCUAUGACAGCCAGUGAAAUUUUGGGCAAAACCUGAGAAAUACUCAUUCCUGACAUUCUGAUCAGUUUUCUAUUGGGUAAUUUUUUGUCAGACAGUCUUAAAUUGUUUACAGGAUUUGCUUUCAGCUAUGAACGGAUAGCAAUUCCCGACAGAUCACGCGGCUUGUUUUGUUUUGUUCUGUUUGUUUUUGGCCUUUGUUUUAACACAUGAUUCAACUCUUGCUAGUAGGAGUCCAACAUGGAGGAACUGAGAUGAGGCUUUUUUCAGGGGAAUAAAACACGCAGUAUCUCAAAGUCCAGUGGUAAAAGAACGUCACACACUAUAUGUACUUUUUUGAGAAGUCAUGCCGCUUCCCUAACAUCCCUCUCUGAGUUCCAGCACAGGAACUCUGCAGUUCGUUUGGAACGGUGGCUCCGUCCCGCCCACCCCUUCCCCACCCCACUCUACGUCCCGGGCUCUGAGGACAGUAGCUUUGAGCUUAUGUUCCACGGAGAAUUUUCACUAUCUGAAAAAGUGUGUGUCUUUUCAGAGGCCAUCUUAAUUUGUUCCAAAUCUAUCAAGAACUUCUCUUACUUUUAUUUUAGUCUUCCAUCACUUCCUUUCUUCUUGCCUUUCAUCCUUCCUUCCUAUUAAAAAAAAAAAAAAAAAAGGUGAGGAUUACCCACAAUCUCCCCAAUUACUCAGGAGCUUUGUGAACUUAGUUUAUUUUUUUUUUACUUCCCAGGUUAACACAGUUGCUUAGUCUGAUGUAUUCUUUUAGCUGUAAAAUGACUGAGGGUAAAUAUUGUUUAAGCAAUGUUACUGUUUUCCAGACCUUUGAAACGUGUUAAUGAAGGCAUUGCCUAUCUGAAGUCACCUAGAAUUGAGUUAGCCUUGAAGUUGUGCCUUCAUGUGAAAAACACACAACAUAAACUGAACCUUUACACAUGCUGCCUUAGUGUCAGAGGCGAAGAAUAAAGGACAUUUAUUUCUGAGAUUAAAAGCGACUUGUUAAAUCUAAGUAGGUUAUCCCCCUACCUGCCCUUAUUCUAUUUCAAUGUAUAACUCAAACACCUAAAGACAUUGAUGUAGAAUACCUCACAGUAUUUAAUAUCUGAUGAUGCUUUCAAAAGAGUUAUGUUUCUUUUUAUAUAUUUUCCUAACUCAAAGGAUAUAUUAAAGCCAUAAGUGAAGAUUGUCAUGCUUUUAUUCAAAAAUCUGAAAGAAACCUUAAUUAAAACAAGGUUUUAGGGAAGGCCAUGAUAUGAAAGAUAUGGAACAAUAUGGUUUUAGUUAAAGAGGACUCCAACCUGUAAAUCAAAGAUGAAAGAUUUCACUCAAGUAGAAUUAUAUAACUCCCUUUUGUUAUACAGUCAGACCAUAUUUUUCAUGCAUUUGGUUUUCUUAGGAUUACCAUUUUAAUUUUAAAGACUUUUAUUACAUAUACAAAAAUGGCUCGAUACUUGGUUUAACAUCUUAGAAAUUUGAGACACUCUUUGAAAUAGGAAAUCUGAAAUGGAAUGCAACUCAGUAUUAGUUAAAAAUUACUUUCAUUGCAUAAGGGUAAGGUCAAUCUAGAUUCACAAUAGUAAUGAAUUUUUUUUCAUGAUAUUUUUAGAGAAAUUCAUGCCAACCAUAUUUGCUAGCUCUUGCUAUUUUUGCUGUAAUUGCUUGAGGAGAUUUACUUAAAGAAACCAAAGGUUUAAAAAAAAAAAACACAUUCCUCCUCCCUUUAAAAAGGAAAGCUAUAUCAUAUUGUAAUUGGAAACAUAAUUGUGACUUUUUAAAAUCAACUUUGUAAUUACAAAUCUCUAUUAUUCCUCUCAGUCCUGCCAGAUAUUUUUUUUAGACUCUGAAUAAGAAAAUGAAAUGCUAUAAUGCAAACAUACAAAUUUACUGAAGUUUCCUACAAUAAUUUUACCUUAAACAUUCUGCACAGCCAUCAGUCUGAUAAAGCCAAAUCACUAGCACAUCACCAUGGUUUUUAAGAUUUAAAACCUUAAACAUUAAUGAGUUAAUCAUACAUCCUUCCAUGUGAUAUAGUACCCAGUUGGUUGCAGUUAGAGUCUUUAGGAUACACAGAGAGGCAGAUAAACUAUGGAGAGGAUUCAUCACAGCUGAAUGUAGUUGAAAGAACCAAAUGCCAGUGCUUUUUGAUUGUACCAUUCCAAGACGGUGUGUAGCCCUCAGGAACAGAAUGGAGGCUUUUGGAGAAUAUCAGUACUUCUUUUGAAACAGAACAGCAUUUUUUAAAACAGGUAAUUUCACUUGGUAUAGUUUUCUUCACUUAUACAUUUCAUUUUUAUUGCUCACAAGAAUUCCCAGUAAGAGGCUGUUAGAAAAACUCUUCUGUAAGCAUUAUCAAUAAUAUGUC
Messenger RNA from Cervus elaphus (red deer), 6253 nucleotides. It is a transcript of the gene HDAC9, whose product is annotated as histone deacetylase 9. Gene Ontology annotation, biological process: chromatin organization; negative regulation of transcription by RNA polymerase II. The record is from RefSeq and is a predicted model, not a curated record. Gene Ontology annotation, molecular function: histone deacetylase activity. Gene Ontology annotation, cellular component: histone deacetylase complex. Bases 267 to 3542 code for a protein of 1091 amino acids. The transcript is spliced from 27 exons. NCBI's taxonomy places the organism in Eukaryota, Metazoa, Chordata, Mammalia, Artiodactyla, Cervidae.